AUGGAAAGACAAAUCCACAUGCAAAAUAUUAUGAGAGAAAAAAUGAUGGCCAUGCAGAUAGCUCGUGCAAGAGAGUUGUUUUACUGGUUCGGGUCAUUUUACCUGAUAUCCUGUGCAGGAAUGCUACUUGGAUUCAAGAAAACUAGAAAACCAUUGACUUUGGUACCAUUUCUGCCACUUACCUUCAUAGUUGGUUAUCAAGCAGAUAUGGCUUAUGGCACAAAGCUACACAGAAUUAAAGGUGAAGCUGAAAAUAUUCUUCAGCAUGAGAGCCACUUAGUGUCACUGCCAUUAGGUAUCCCAGGUUUAACUGCCAUUGAAGGGGCUCGACUUCACCAUUCAAAAGAAGAAAGUCUUCAAAAAGCCCAUGAAGUAUUUUUAUAAAACUCAAACAUAUCUCCUAACAAUUACUCCUGAUGAUUAAAAAAGUAAAAGGAUCAUAAUUUGUGAGUGUUUAUAGCUAAUCAAUAAGUUUCAGUAAUAAUGAGAUUAAACAAACACGUUGAGGAAAUCCCAUGGAAGUGCAUAAUCUCCGAACACAUGAGACUCGUCAUUUCUAUAUUUACCAUGCUAAAAAUUUAUUAGAUUCCCUGAGAAACCCUUACAUUCAAAGUAAACUUGGAGUUGAUGCAAUUUUUAUUACUUAUAAAAAAUAUAUCACUGAUUAAAUGAAUGUAACACGUUAAAUUUUAGGAAUCAUUUUUACUUUAAAACUUUCUUUUAUGGUUUUCCAAACAACAUAUUUUUAAGAUAAUCCAAAGUUGUAUAUCAUGUUUUGUAAAAAUAAGCCCAGUGGUUCUAGUGUACAUCAUAACUAAAAAAAAAGAACUUUUGACAUUUACAGCAUAGUCACUUCAGAAGUUAACCAUUAAAGGUUAACUCAAAAAUAAUGUUUCAAAACAUUUAUAGCAUAUAACAAUACUGAUUGCAAUUACCACAUUAACCUUCUACUGAUCACCAAGAGUGUUUAAUAGAUUCACAUAUCAUCAUGUAUUAUAAGGGUUGAAAGUAGGUCAAAGUUGUUACCAGUUUUAUCUUACAUGUUUUAAAAGUUGACAGUGGUCUUCAAAUUAAAUGGCCUUUUUUUUCUUCUGAACAUAUUUUCUAUUUCAGAAUUCAGAAUAUGUUGUUACAUAAAACUGUGCAAAUUAUAAUAAAAUAUACAUUUUCAAUGAAAUUUAGUUGCAUGAAAAGUAUUUUGUCAUGUUUAGGCAAUGUUUUAGCUAAAACUUGUAGAAAUAUCAAUGUUGUAUACAUGUUUUGUGGUUUUAUAAUAACCUGAGAUAUAUGACAGCUGGCUAGUACAUAGUAAUUAUAAUGGACUUAAAAAGUAUUGAGAGAUAGUUUCUAUUGUUAUUUGUUGUAGAUCGUGAAGUUUAAACUAUUAAAGAAUCAUUAUUUUAAGCUUAUAAUAUGCAAGAUUUAUUGGUACUUAGUAUGUAUAUUAAACUUAAUUUUUGAAUAGUGUUAUAAUAAAAUUUGUUACAUGAGAUACAGAACUCAAAAA
Messenger RNA from Limulus polyphemus (Atlantic horseshoe crab), 1507 nucleotides. RefSeq names its product plasminogen receptor (KT)-like. Lineage: Eukaryota; Metazoa; Arthropoda; Merostomata; Xiphosura; Limulidae. Gene Ontology annotation, biological process: positive regulation of plasminogen activation. The transcript is spliced from 3 exons. The record is from RefSeq and is a predicted model, not a curated record. Gene Ontology annotation, cellular component: plasma membrane. The annotation marks the transcript as partial.